Psylliodes chrysocephalus is the source of this 1995-nucleotide messenger RNA. The record is from the annotation of a GenBank genome assembly. NCBI's taxonomy places the organism in Eukaryota, Metazoa, Arthropoda, Insecta, Coleoptera, Chrysomelidae.
AUGACUACCCUUAAUGUUGGAAGUUCAAUAAACAUUAAGAGGAGCAAUGGAGUGGUGCAGGGUGCAGUAGUAUCAGAAAUAGAUUAUGAUUCAAAUUGUGCCAAGGUAGAGUGGUUCGAAAAUGGAGAAACCAAAGGCAAGGAGGUCCACUUUUCUAAUAUCACUUCGCUUAACCCUGAUAUACAAAUAGUAAAAGCUGUUAAAAGAGAUAACUAUAGUGCUGAUUGCUUUCAAAAAGUGGAUGACAAUAUGGUUAAUAAAAAUAAAAGAAGACUUUCUUCAGCUGGUAAGGACUACCGCAUUCAUUCUGCCAAACCUAGGCUUACACAAGAUAAUGUUACUAAUGAUCAACUCUCUGUAAUGAGUGACAUGGGGGCUGAAUCAAGAAAAAGUGCUAAUGCUAAGACAACACGUUCUGCUGUGGAAAGGGUUGGUAAAAUUAAAGAAACAUCAACUAUAAAGAAACUCAAUAAACUUGAAAGAGAUAGAAUUGAAAGAAGAAAAAAACAUGCUGAAGUGAAAGCAGAAAAAGAAGAAUUUCUCAAAAAGAAUCAGGGCAAUCCACACUGGGAACUAUUAAACAUGAUAACUAAUUAUCAAAAUAGGAUAGAAUUUAGGCCUUUAUCAAGCAAGGAUAGAAUUGAAGAUCAUUUAAUAACAGUAGCUGUUAGGAAGAGACCUUUAAAUAAUGCUGAUAUGCUUAAAAAAGAAAUUGAUAUCGUAACAAUUCCUAGUAAAAAUCAAAUAAUACUUCAUGAGCCAAAAUUCAAGGUAGAUCUCACUAAAUAUCUUGAAAAUCACAUUUUUACUUUUGAUUAUACAUUUAAUGAAGAAUGUAAUAAUGAAAUUGUUUAUAAAUACACUGCUCAACCAUUAUUAAAAACAAUUUUUGAAGGAGGCUUUGCUACUUGUUUUGCUUAUGGCCAGACUGGUUCUGGUAAAACUUUCACCAUGAGUGGUAAUUUUAAUGAUCCUAAAGAUAAAGGAAUUUAUGCACUGACAGCUGCAGAUAUUUUCAAUGAAGUUAAUUCUCCAAAUUAUCGUCGAUUAGAUUUAGCAGUAUCCUGCAGCUUUUUUGAAAUAUAUGUUAAAAAAGUAUCUGAUUUGUUGAAUAACAAAAAAUCUUUAAAAAUUCUAGAAGAUGGAAAACAACAAGUACAGAUAGUUGGUUUAACAGAACGAGCAGUAUCUUCUGUUAAUGAAGUCUUACAGUUAAUAAAAAUGGGCAGUGAAGAGAGAGCUUCAGGACAAACAUCAGCAAAUUCCAAUUCUUCAAGAUCACAUGCUGUAUUCCAAAUAUACUUAAGAAGUAACAAUAAUUUAAAAAAAGUUCAUGGAAAAUUUUCUCUCAUUGAUUUGGCUGGUAAUGAAAGAGGAGCUGACACUUUUUCUUCAUCGAAAAUAACCAGAAUUGAAGGAUCAGAAAUUAACCAAUCUCUACUAUCGCUCAAAGAAUGCAUAAGAGCAUUGGGAAGAAAAGGGGCUCACUUGCCUUUUAGAGGCUCCAAACUGACGCAGGUACUUAGAGAUUCCUUCAUAGGAACCAAUGCAAAGACUUGCAUGAUUGCCAUGCUCUCUCCAGGUGUAAGUUCUUGUGAAAAUACUCUUAAUACUUUAAGAUAUGCUGAUAGGGUGAAAGAAUUAGGAGGAGGAGAUACAGCAUUCAAUAAAUCUUCAGAAAAUGAUAUGGUUGAAAAUUCUCCAAGUUACUACAGCUUGCAGAAUUCUAUAUUACAAAACCAGGAAAAUAUGAAACUAGAGAUGUCACCUCCUGAACCUACACCAGUGCCAAAACCUCAAACAACUACAUUAAAAUCUAGAGUGGAAUUCAAGAUAAUUAAUCAACACAAAGAAGUGAUCAAGAAACUACACAGAACUGCUCAGGAAGCUGAACAAUUGUUGACUACAACUAAAAAUGAUGCUGAUAAAUAUUCUGCAGAAUGGAAUGUACUUGUUGACGAUGCCGUUGAUUGCUUAAUGAGAGCAAAGAUGUGA